AUGCAACGCGCUCUUUCCCAAGCGAAAAGCGCCAUCUCCUCAAUCAUCCGUGAACUGCGCGCAUCGAUAGCCCGUCCAACGAGUCCCCGCAAUCUCCCAGAUCCACAAGGUAUCCGAAGUAGUGACCUAUUCAAUUUCGAAUACAAGAUGCCCUCCCUGAAUCCUGAUUUCGGCAUCGACGAGAGCUUAUUUCCAGUCCUGCCUGAUAUAUCUUCGCCCGCUAUAAAGCAGCAGGUGUACACGCAUCGCAGCUUUUAUGCGAGGCCUACGCAUAUCUUUGAAGAUCACCCGGAUGACCCGAGUCCUGAUAACGAGAAGUAUGAACAUCUGGGAGACACAGUCAUUGGGCUGUCGGUGACCAGCUUGAUGUUCGAAAUGUACCCUGGUCUUCGUGUUGGUCCUUCCACUAAAAUACGAGCAAUGAUAGUCGGAAACUUCACUCUGGCUGAAAUAUCCCUGCGAUACAAGCUUCCAGACCGACUGCGCCUCCACCCGGCUCAAUCUAUCACGUUGCGUGCAUCUACCAAUAUCCAAGCCGAUGUUUUUGAGUCGUUUGUAGGCGGGUUAUACCUCGACCAAGGCCUCGAAGCCGUCAAAGCCUGGCUCAACCCGCUCUUCCGGCCCUUCGUAACAGCCGCAUACCGAAUCGUACGCCAACAACACGGUCUACCACCUCUCGCCACCCCACCCCCCUCCGCCUCCGCCUCCGCCUCCCCUUCAUCCUCAUCCUCACCCUCCCCAUCCCCCAUCCACCCCGACCCAUCCACAACCUCCAUCGGCGCAACAAUCGGGCACCUCGCCCUCUUCAACCAACAGCUCCAGAAAAAUAACCGCCAAGUCGAGUGGGUGUACUCGGACGGCGGGGAGCUCUCCGUCGGUGGUGGGAAUGGGUACUGCGACCCUGGGGUUCCUGCGCAUUUGUUGGUGAGGGGGACGCAGACGACGCCGGUGUGGUAUGUGAAGGUUAUGGUGGAUGGGGAGUUUUAUGGACGCGGGAGGGGGAAUACGAAGAAGGCGGCGAGGAAUGAGGCUGCUAAGGAGGGGUUGGAGAAGAUGGGGAUUGUUGUUUGA
This is a messenger RNA of Laccaria bicolor S238N-H82, 1071 nucleotides long. RefSeq lists its product as uncharacterized. The coding region runs from base 1 to 1071 and encodes 356 amino acids. NCBI's taxonomy places the organism in Eukaryota, Fungi, Basidiomycota, Agaricomycetes, Agaricales, Hydnangiaceae. Gene Ontology annotation, molecular function: double-stranded RNA binding; ribonuclease III activity. The transcript has 7 exons. Gene Ontology annotation, cellular component: nucleus. Gene Ontology annotation, biological process: regulation of gene expression; rRNA processing; primary miRNA processing. The record is from RefSeq and is a predicted model, not a curated record.